This is a messenger RNA of Acanthoscelides obtectus, 600 nucleotides long. The record is from the annotation of a GenBank genome assembly. NCBI's taxonomy places the organism in Eukaryota, Metazoa, Arthropoda, Insecta, Coleoptera, Chrysomelidae.
CUGUAAGAUUCUUAUUAUUCAAACUUAUUUCAAAUGUAAAUGCGUUCAAUUGAGCCAAAAAUGAUAGGACAAAAUAAUGAUAUCGAAGAUCGUAAGCAGCAAGCAGCUGAUUGAAAUGAUUAGAAGACUUAUAAAUACCUUCAGUUCGAGAGCUUGUGUAUCCAGUUUGGGUUUUCAGCAUUCUACCAACAGCAACAGAGCCUUCAGGAUGAAAUUGUUCUACUUACUUUUAUUGCUUGCGAUUUUUAUCGUAACUAUCACUUGUGCACGCAGCAGCGGUGGCCGCAGUAGUAGACUCUUGGGUCUCCUGAUCAGUCGCCGUGCGCUGUGCGGGUUCGAGUCCCGUCCAGGAGAAAUUCUUCUCUUGGCUAUGGAUGUGAUUGUCCGUUGGUGGUAGAUGGUCUUUGACUGUCGAACGCGGAGGUAUCACCCGGCGGUUCUCGUAGGCGGAGCCAGAAUGUGUGCAUGUUGCAUGCACACGUGUUCCCUCGCCAGAGUCCGUGUGGCGUCCCCCCUUUCCCAUGUAUCCCCCUAUAGCCCCACGGUACCCAAUGGGUGCUUAGGCCUUAGGCCUUCCUGGUAGUUGGAGUAUAAAAAAAC